Molecule: messenger RNA, 482 nt
Organism: Terrapene triunguis (Three-toed box turtle)
Lineage: Eukaryota; Metazoa; Chordata; Testudines; Emydidae
Product: alanine aminotransferase 2-like
Exons: 2
Molecular function (GO): L-alanine:2-oxoglutarate transaminase activity
Source: RefSeq, a predicted model, not a curated record
CCCAGGCACCUUCCCCCCAGCCUCAGCUCAGGCAUUCCCAGCCCCUCUGUGCGCCGGAGCCCAGCGGGGGGAUGGCGGCGGGGAGGAAGGUCCUGACCCUGGACUCCGUGAAUCCGUGUGUCAAAGGCGCCAGGCUCCCCACGCUGGGGCCCCUGCUGGAGAGGGCCUCGGAAAUCCAGCGCCAGCUGGCGCAGGGAGAGGAGAAGCCCUUCCGGGAGGUUAUCUGGUGCCACUCGGGGGACCCCCACGCUGCAGGCCGAAGACCCAUCACCUUCCUACGCCAGGUGAGGAGCAAGGAUCCCCCCUGCAGCCCCUGGGGAGAGCAGAGACCAGCAGGACCUUCUGGGAUGCCCCCCACGUCCCCUCCUGCCGCACCCCGUGUGGGAGGGAGCAGCCGGUGGGAAAGCCCCAGCCGGGUUCCCCCCGCCCAGCUGCAAUGCAGACAGCAGCCUCCUGCCCAUCCCUGCCCCCGGUGCCAUGCG